CCAUACCAAAUCAAAUCAAAUGAACAAAAUCAAAUCAAAUGAACCACAUGACACGUACAAUAAUAAUUUAUAAAACCACUAUCACACACAUUUGUUCGUGAAUCAAAGUCACUACUUACUCAUUUCCUUUCAACAGAAAAAAAGGCAACAAUAACAAUUCCACUCUCUCUAAUUAAUUUACAAUUUCUUUUGGGCAUUUUAUCGAACAUUGUACGAUAAAACUUAAAAACUACUCGAAAAAGAGAAAAAACAAAAACAAAAAACACAAUUUCGAUGGCAGCGAUUGGGGAUGUUGUUGUUCGUAGCUUCUAUUAUUUCUCUUUCAUUAAUCAACGAUCAUACAAUUACAAUUUACAAACACCUUUUCUAUUAUUAUUAUUAUUACUAUUAUUGUUAUCGUUGUUUUUGCAUAAUUUUAUUCUUCUUCUUCAUUUUCCUCCCUAAUGUCUACUCCAAUUGCAUUAAUUAUUGCUUUUUGUUGUUCCCCAAAUCUAACCGUUCAUCUCAAUCACAGACUCUCAUUUCAAGAGUGAAAUUGGAACACCUUCAAUUAUUUCCCCUAGAGAGAGAGUGGAUGAAAUGUUAGAGAGAGAAACUCUGAAUUCACGCGUCCAGCUACCCCUUUUGGCUCUGAUUUUGCUUUCCGUGUUCUUCGAGGGUUUUUGGUUUCUGGGUUGUUUCUGAUUUUGGGGUUUUGGGUUUCUCUGGAACAAAAAUAGUUCAAUUUUGUUGUUGGGGUUUUGUGAGUAAAAAGCUUGAUAUUUGUGUAUGGAGGGUGUUUCUGAAGGAGAGAAGAAGAAGGAGCCAGUGGAAGGAGAGAAUAAGAGCAAGCGCAAAAUGAAGACGGCUUCACAGUUGGAAGUUCUGGAAAAAGCCUAUGCUGCGGAGGCUUACCCUUCGGAGGCUUUGCGGGCUGAGCUAUCCGUGAAGCUGAGUCUGUCUGAUCGUCAAUUGCAGAUGUGGUUCUGUCACCGGAGACUGAAGGACCGAAAUGCCAAGAAGCUGCAAAAUGAUUCAUCCCUUGCGGGGGCUCCGGCGGUGGGUGAGGAGGGUGUUGAGCAAGUGACAGGGGCUGAUGUUGGGCGUGAUUGUGGUUUAGCUUCUGGGCCAUUCGAUCAUCUGGAUUCGCGGAAAAUUGUUCCUCGGCCUGGGAUGACGGCCUUUCCUAGUAUGGGAGCUGGAUUGCCAGCAGUGGUGGGCAGCAGUUACUAUGAACCACCUCAGAACAUGGAUGUGCUGCAAGUUGUUGCAUUUGUGGAAAGACAGUUGGGGGAGCCGAUAAGAGAAGAUGGACCCAUCCUGGGGAUGGAAUUUGAUUCUUUGCCGCCGGAUGCAUUUGGUGCACCAAUAGGGAUAGUGACAAUGGGGCAACACAGGCAAUGUGGAGGUCCUUUUGAGGCGAAAAUUUAUGAACAACUGGACAAGGAUGUUUCAAGGACUCUGCACGAAUACCAAUUUAUUCCAGAGAAGCCAUCUGUUAGAAAUGAGACAUAUGAGAGAGUUGCCCCCUCUAUCCACUAUAGUUCCCUUGAUGGCAUUCCACAUUCUAGGACUUUAUUAUCUAGUGGACGAUCUUUCCUCAAUGGGAAUGAAUCUGCACCUUAUGGAUACGGAAUUCAAGGUCAUUUACCUGGUCUAAAUCUUUUGUCUCGGCAAGGUAGGCAGAAUCAUCUUUUGCCAUCUGCUUCAGGAGAAAAUGAUGGCAUUCCACGAAAGAACCCAUUUGUUGAUGUAACAGCUGACAUUCAUAAUGGGGCUCACCCAAUAACUCUGAUUGACAGCCCUCUAAUGCCAUCUGACGGGAGGGUUAUCCACGUAGAGGAAUUAUCAAGGCUUCAAAGGAAGCGAAAGAAUGAUGACACUAAAAUGCAACAAGAACUUGAAGCACAAGAGAGAAAAAAUAGAAAAGAGCUUGAAAAACAGGAUAUUCUAAGGCAAAAGAGAGAAGAACAAACAAAGAAAGAAAUGGAGAGACAUGAACGUGAAAGGCAGAAGGAAGAGGAAAGGUUAUUGCGUGAAAGGCAGAAGGAAGAGGAAAGGCUAUUGCGUGAGAGACAGCGAGAGGAGGAGAGGUACCAAAGAGAACAGAGGCGUGAACAGGAACGGCGGCAGAAGUUUUUACAGAAGGAAUCAAUCAGAGCUGAGAAACUGAGACAGAAGGAAGAACUACGCAGGGAGAAAGAGGCAGCCAGGAUCAAAGCUGCCAAUGAGAGAGCUAUUGCUCGCAGAAUUGCUAAAGAAUCAAUAGAACUUAUUGAAGAUGAACGCCUGGAACUCAUGGAGUUAGCUGCAUCAAAGAAGGAACUCUCUUCGAUACUGGCUCUUGACUAUGAAACUAUUCAAAAUCUUGAAUUCUAUCGAGAUGGACGGGCAUCCUUCCCACCCAAGUCUGUACAGUUGAAAAGAAUAUUUUCAAUUAAACCUUGGUCAGAUUCUGAUGAGAACGUGGGUAAUCUUCUGAUGGUUUGGAGGUUCUUGAUUACCUUUGCUGAUGUUCUUGGAAUAUGGCCAUUUACCGUGGAUGAACUUAUACAAGCUUUUCAUGACCAUGACCCAAGGUUGUUAGGUGAGAUUCAUAUUGCACUUCUGAAAUCCAUUAUAAAAGAUAUUGAAGAUGUUGCAAGAACACCCUCUACUGGGUUAGGAUGCAACCAACACAGUGUUACAAACUCUGGUGGGGGGCAUCCACAGGUAGUUGAAGGGGCCUAUCUGUGGGGUUUUGAUAUAAGAAAUUGGCAGCGGCAUUUAAAUCCCUUAACAUGGCCAGAGAUUUUGCGACAAUUUGCUUUGUCAGCAGGAUUUGGGCCCCAAUUGAAGAAACUGAGUAUUGAGCAGGUGCAUCCUUGCAAUAAUAAUGAGGGCAAUGAUGGUAGAGAUAUAAUUUCUAAUCUACGCAGUGGAGCAGCUGUUGAAAAUGCUGUUGCUAUUAUGCAAGAGAAGGGAUUAUCUAACCCCAGAAGAUCUAGGCAUUGUUUGACACCUGGAACUGUUAAAUUUGCUGCAUUUCAUGUCCUUUCUCUUGAAGGAAGCAAAGGCCUUAAUAUAUUAGAAGUUGCAGACAAGAUUCAGAAAUCUGGACUUCGUGAUCUUACAACAAGCAAAACACCAGAGGCUUCUAUUUCUGCUGCUUUGUCUAGGGAUACAAAACUAUUUGAAAGGACAGCUCCUUCAACAUAUUGUGUACGUCCUGCAUAUAGAAAGGACCCAGCUGAUUCUGAAGCAAUUUAUUCUGGUGCCAGGGAAAGAAUCAGGAUGUUCAAAAGUGGAUUUGUGGAGGCAGAAGCUGCUGAUAAUGGUGAAAGGGAUGAAGAUUCUGAAAGCGAUAUGGAAGAAGAUCCCGAGAUUGAUGAUUUAGGAACUGAAACAAAUGCAAAAAAGGAGAGUUCCAAUUAUGAGGGAUUUAAUGCAGACUCUGAGAUGAGAAAUAGAAAGGACAGCGUUGAGGUUUUGCAAACUCAUGAUACUAGCCUUGAGAAAGUGGGUGAGGAUUUAGCUUCAAUUGUUGCCAAAGACUUUAAUGAACAUAAAGAUGUUAGUACCUCUAGUGGAAUUGCUGUUUGCAACAAUGAUGUGGUUGAUCCUAAUGUCAAAGGAAUAGCUGUUGAUGAAAGCAUUCCAGGUGAACCAUGGAUACAAGGGCUUACAGAGGGAGAGUACUCGGAUCUUAGUGUAGUUGAGCGUCUUCAUGCUCUUGUUGCUUUGAUUGGUGUGGCAACUGAAGGAAAUUCAAUUCGUGUUGUACUUGAGGAACGUCUAGAAGCAGCAAAUGCUUUAAAAAAGCAGAUGUGGGCAGAAGCACAGCUUGAUAAACGCCGUAUCAAAGAGGAUUACUUUGCUAAGAUGCAGUCUGUCUCUUAUUUGGACAAAACGAAUGAGCUGACUGUUGUAUUUCCCUCAGCAGAUAGUAAACAUAGCCCAGUGCUUAUUGCUGAUGAUAAAAAUAGUAAGGCUUUGCUCAAUUCUCAUGACCUGCAUGAACAGAGCAUUGAAUUACAGGAAAAUCAGAAUCAUCUUCAGAGUUCUCCAUUAAAAGUCAAUAAGCAGAUGCAAGAUUGUUCUACUGGCCCAGAUAAUUAUUCUUUCCAACACUCAGGAUAUGUUGUUGAAAAAUCAAGGUCAAAUUUAAAGUCAUACAUUGGUCACUUGGCUGAGCAAACUUACAUGUAUAGGUCAUUGCCUCUUGGUUUGGAUCGAAGACGUAAUCGAUACUGGCAGUUCACAACAUCUGCUCAAAAUGAUCCAGGUUGUGGCAGGAUUUUUGUGGAGUUGAAUGAUGGUCGUUGGAAGUUGAUUGAUUCUGAAGAGGGUUUUGAUGCUUUAUUGGCUUCUUUGGAUGUACGUGGGAUUAGGGAGUCCCACUUGCAUAUGAUGUUGCAAAGAAUUGAGACGUACUUCAAAGAAUUUGUUAGAAAGAAUGCCCAAAAUGUUAACAUGAGAAUGCAAAAUGGAGACCCUGUCGAGAGACUCAAGACAGAAUCUGUUGAAAUGGCUUCAAACCAAGAUUGCAGUGCUAAUAUUCAUGGUUCUUCCUCUGUAUGCAUUGAUAAUCUGGAUGCAUCAGAGACCUCAACAUCUUUUGUGGUUCAGCUUGGAAGAAAUGAAGCUGAUAACAAAGAUGCUUGUAUGAGAUAUUGGGACUUUGAGAAAUGGAUGCGAAAGGAAUGUCUAAAUUUCUCAGUACUUUCUGCAAUGAAGUUUGGGAAGAAGUGGUGCCACCAACUGCAGUCCAUAUGUGAUUUGUGCCUUCAUGCCUAUUUCUCUGGGGGAGCUCCAUGCUCUUCCUGCUGUAGAACCUUCAGUGCUUGUAAGAGCAACCCUAGUUCUUCCAAACAUAUUGUUCAUUCUGAAGGCAAAGUGAAGAUUGACAUUGAUUGUUUUCAUGCUUCGUCCUCAUUGUCUUUGAGGAUCAGAUUGCUCAAAAUCUUAUUGUCAAUUGUUGAGGUAACCCUUCCCCUAGAAGCUCUGCAACCUCUUUGGAGAGACAGCUGCAGGAAAUCUUGGAGUACAAAGCUGGAUGCUUCCUCAUCAAGCGAAGACCUUCUUCAGAUAUUGACGGCAUUGGAAGGUGCUAUAAAGAGGGAGUAUUUGGAUUCAAACUAUGAAACUACUUUUGAGCUGUUGGGUUUGUUUAGUGCUUCUGGAUGUCACACUAAGGAUUCCAUUGAUGGUGAAAGGAUGUCUGUACUUCCAUGGGUUCCAUAUACAUCAGCUGCUGUAGCUCUAAGGCUCCUGCAACUUGAUGCAUGUAUCUUUUACACCUCACAGCAGAAGCUGGAGUCUGAGAAGGAUAAGAAAAUUGGAAUUGUGAUGAAGCUUCCAUCAAAACAUGCUUCUGCCAGAAAAUCUUACAAUGCUGGUGCAAUUGAAACUUCACAUCAGGCUGAACGUGCUGUAGAGAACUGGGUUGAUCUUGGAGCUGGUCUUACGAGCUGCAGCAGAGGACAAAGGACCCAACAGGGCCGUGGCCGUUCUCAUGGUGGAAGAACAUCAUCAAAAAGGAGGGUGGUUAGUUCAAGAUCCGGUUCUAAAAAGAGAAGCACUACCUCUAGAAGCAGGAAAAUGGGAAAAUUACUUGAAUGGAAAGGGAGACCAUGCAGACAAGGAGGAAAUGCCCGUGGUCCUCGUAGCAUUAGAAGCUGGCAGAAAUCAGAAGCCAAGGUGGAUGUGAUCACUGGUGAGAGGGAUACCCCAAAAGAUGUCAUGGAGGAAGCAGCUGGUAUCUUUGUCCAAGAGGAGAUUAAUGAAGGUGAAAUGGAAGCCGCUGCACUAAAUGCUAGUAGUUCAGAGAGAUCAGGCUAUGAAGAUGAUGUUUAUCAAGAAAUAGGUGAUGAGUAUGAUUAUCUGGUGGACAAUAAUGAUGGAUAUCAGGGUGUAUUUAGUGGGAAGUCUGAGAACUUAUUACAUGGAAGCCACUAUAAUGUGGUUGGUAAGGAAGAUAUGGAUAUUGAUGACAAUGUUGACGAUGAUGAUGACGACAACGGGAAAAUUGAUCUUGAUGUUGAAGGUUACAUAAUUGGGGGCAACUCAGAUGCAAGGGACAGGAAAGAAGAAAAUGCAGAACAAAACAUGGAUCUGGAUGGAGUUGGUUCUACAUCAUCAGACUAUAGUGAUUAAUAGUAUCAGUCAUUGCAAGUGACUCCACAAGAGUAUGUAGUUAAAUUUUGAAGGUUUGUUUAGUAAUGUAGGCCAGUGAUUUGUGAUAUACUUUGUAGAUUGCAAAAUUAUGAAAGAAAAUGUUUCUCGUAUUUUGAAAGAGAAUAUCCAUCA
Glycine soja is the source of this 6267-nucleotide messenger RNA. Its product is annotated as homeobox-DDT domain protein RLT2-like. Gene Ontology annotation, biological process: regulation of transcription by RNA polymerase II. The record is from RefSeq and is a predicted model, not a curated record. The transcript is spliced from 18 exons. Gene Ontology annotation, molecular function: DNA binding. Lineage: Eukaryota; Viridiplantae; Streptophyta; Magnoliopsida; Fabales; Fabaceae. Bases 769 to 6114 code for a protein of 1781 amino acids.